UGACAAGAUGUGUAAAGCUCUGUACGCGAUCAUCUUUCUCGCGGCGAUUGUGAGUCCGCUGGCGGAGUCAGGUCGCAUCCGAAAGCGAAACAUUCCCAAGCUAAAAUUGGGUGUCUACCCCACGUAUAACGAAGUUCUGGAGUAUUUAAAUCAGUUGGCCUUAACUUAUUCUGAUCGGGUGACUCUAAAGGAUGUGGGACGCUCUUACGAAGGUAGAUCCCUGACAGUUGCAAUGAUAACGAACGGAGAUGGAAGACCGGGCAAGAGAGUGAUAUUCCUGGAUGCCGCUCUGCACUCUCGCGAGUGGAUGACCCCCAUCACUGCCCUAUAUGUAAUCCAAAAACUGGUAGUGGAGUUCGAGGAUAACUCCGAUCUUCUAAGAGAUUUCGAUUGGCACAUUAUGCCAUUGGCGAAUCCAGAUGGCUAUGAAUAUUCCCGGAAUAUGAACCGCUAUUGGAGAAACACGAGGACACCGAAUGGCAGAGGGUGUAUUGGGACCAAUCUCAAUCGGAACUUUGAAGUUGGUUGGGGAGUUGGUUUUCCGGAAUUAAGAGAUCCCUGUGAUGAGAAUUACGCGGGAAGUGCACCAUUCUCUGAGGUUGAGGCCCGUACAGUCCGCGACAUAAUGCACAGCCUGGUGGAAAGUAAUCGUGCUGCCAUGUAUCUCUCCCUGCACACGGCAAACCGUUCAGUUUUCUAUCCUUGGGUCUAUGACACCGCUCCUGUUCCGAACAAGGAAGAACAUGAUGAAAUCGCCAAGUUCGUGAGCCGCAAAAUACUUGAAAGUACGGGCACGGUCAUCAAGCCGCGGCAGGCUUCACAAUACGCCGGAGCUUUUGGCGGGACCAGCAUGGAUUACGCAUACCACGCGGGCUUCCCUUUAUCCUUUGUCUUCGAGAUGUCGGGAACGGGCAGGAAUGGUAUGGAGUACAAGUUCUUCCCUCCAGUUUCGGAGAUUCGUUACUUGGCUGACGAAUCGUGGACGGGAAUAAGAGCGUUUGCCGAGAAGGUGAUUGAGUUAUAUCCGCCUUCAAGGCAGGUACUUUAUUCCCAAAAACUUAUGCUGACCGGAAGUGCAGCUCCACAAAGUAGGGUCUUAGACUCAAAGCUUGGAGCAGUCAUUUUGUUUUUCGCAUAUUUUAUCAACAAUAUUUGAAGUUGAAGGAACCAAAUAACUCGAACAUAUAAACCGAACUAGUUACAAACUAGAUUAUUAUUUUUUUGAGUUGAACUAGUCAACUAGCAAACUCAAAUUCAUCUCGUUAAUAAUCAACCUUGCAGCUUUUUCAUAAAUAUUUAACACAUAAACAAUA
Molecule: messenger RNA, 1313 nt
Organism: Drosophila eugracilis
Lineage: Eukaryota; Metazoa; Arthropoda; Insecta; Diptera; Drosophilidae
Product: carboxypeptidase B-like
Exons: 2
Coding region: 8-1156 (382 amino acids)
Biological process (GO): proteolysis
Molecular function (GO): metallocarboxypeptidase activity; zinc ion binding
Source: RefSeq, a predicted model, not a curated record